Andrographis paniculata is the source of this 2714-nucleotide messenger RNA. Its product is annotated as microtubule-associated protein 70-2-like. Gene Ontology annotation, biological process: cytoskeleton organization. Lineage: Eukaryota; Viridiplantae; Streptophyta; Magnoliopsida; Lamiales; Acanthaceae. The coding region runs from base 250 to 2121 and encodes 623 amino acids. Gene Ontology annotation, molecular function: microtubule binding. The transcript is spliced from 11 exons. The record is from RefSeq and is a predicted model, not a curated record.
AGAGAGAGAGAGAGAAGGGAAAAAGCACAUGAAUUUGAACUCGAAAUCUCUACCGUGUCACUUUUUCGUUCUUCCGGUCUUCAGAUUGCUCUAUAAUGUUCCUUCGAAUUUGAACUGAAAUCGUCUCUCUCUCUCUCUGGAAUUCACAGUUUUUUUGGGAAAAAGAUUACUGGUGUGUUUAGGGAAUUUGGUGCCGGUGUUGUGUGGAGAUUUGAUGCGCGGUGUAGGAAGUGAUUAAGAUCGGCGGCGAUGGCGGAGGUUUCUGGCGAGGGCAGUGCUGGCAUGUCGGCGGAGCUGAUUUCCGGAGAGACCAGCGGCAAUGCGCCUGUGGCGGCACCGCUGGCGGUGUCGGCGUCGUUCAGGGAGGGGGGAAAGGGCGGGAGGAGGAGGGCGUCCGUACGGCCAAGCCUGGAUGCUGAUGAUUUUAUAAACCUGCUUCACGGUUCGGAUCCGGUGAAGUUGGAGCUCAAUCGACUGGAGAACGAAGUCAGAGAUAAGGAGAGGGAAUUGGGGGAAGCGCAGUCGCAGAUCAAGGCCUUGAAGUUAUCCGAGAGGCUUCGUGAAAAAGCUGUUGAAGAGCUCACUGAUGAGUUGGGAAAGAUGGAGGAGAAGCUCAAAUUGACAGAAUCUCUUUUAGAAAGCAAGAAUCUUGAAAUUAAGAGAAUUAACGAUGAAAAGAAGGCCUCCAUGGCAGCCCAAUUUGCAGCAGAAGCUACUCUACGGAGGGUUCAUGCUGCUCAAAAGGAUGAUGACAUGCCUCCUAUUGAAGCUAUCCUGGCUCCAUUGGAGGCUGAACUCAAACUUGCUCGGCAGGAGAUUGCAAAGUUGCAGGAUGAUAACAAAGCACUGGACCGGCUCACAAAAUCAAAAGAGGCUGCCUUACUAGAAGCCGAAAGAACUGUACAGGCAGCACUGGCCAAAGCUUCUAUGGUUGAUGAUCUUCAAAACAAGAACCAAGAAUUGAUGAAGCAGAUAGAAAUUUGUCAGGAAGAGAAUAAGAUAUUAGAUAAAAUGCAUCGACAAAAGGUUGCGGAGGUUGAGAAGCUUACUCAAACAGUUCGUGAGCUUGAAGAGGCUGUCCUUGCUGGUGGUGCUGCUGCCAAUGCUGUACGUGACUAUCAGCGGAAAGUUCAGGAGUUGAAUGAGGAAAGAAAAACCCUCGACAGGGAAUUAGCUCGUGCCAAAGUGACGGCAAAUAGGGUUGCAACUGUGGUAGCUAAUGAAUGGAAAGAUGCUAAUGACAAGGUUAUGCCUGUGAAACAAUGGCUAGAAGAAAGAAGAUUCUUGCAGGGUGAAAUGCAACAGCUCAGGGACAAGCUUGCUAUAACCGAUAGAGCUGCGAAAUCUGAAGCCCAAUUGAAAGAAAAGUAUCAACUACGUCUGAAAGUUCUUGAAGAAACAUUGAGGUCACCGAAUCCAACAACUCGGGUAACUGCAGAUGGAAGAAGCACAAGCAAUGGCACUGCACGACGCCAGUCACUUGGUGGAGCUGAUAACAUUUCCAAAUUGACAUCCAAUGGAUUUUUACCUAAGCGAUCACCAUCAUUUCAAUUGAGAUCUUCUGGUAGCAGUACAGUGUUGAAGCAUGCAAAGGGAACAUCAAAGUCCUUCGAUGGUGGUUCACGGUCUUCAGAGAGAAGCAAAGUUCUCUUGAAUGGAUUAGGGCCAAAUUUUAAGCAAAGCCAGUCUUGUGAUGGAACUAAAGAAACUGAGACACAAAAUAGUACGUGGAAAGCAGCUCCGGAGGAAAAAAACAAUGAUAUACAAGUCACCGAGAGAGAUGACACUGUGCCUGGGCUUCUAUAUGAUCUGUUGCAAAAAGAAGUGGUUGCCUUGAGGAAAGCAGGCCAUGAAAAAGAUCAGAGCCUUAAAGAUAAGGAUGAUGCAAUUGAGAUGUUAGCAAAGAAGGUAGAGACUUUAACUAAAGCAAUGGAAGUUGAGGCGAAAAAGAUGAGAAGGGAGGUUGCUGCCAUGGAGAAGGAGGUGGCUGCAAUGCGUGUCGACAAGGAACAUGAAAAUCGGGCCAAAAGACUUGGGAAUUCGAGGAGUUCAGUUAACACUGCUCAGUUGCAACCAGGAAGAAGUGUAUCGAGAAGUGGAUUGACGCGCAGCACUCAAUAACAACAACAGAUAACACCCGUGUCGCCUGCCCGGUGGAACUGCUCCGUAUAAAUCCUUGUUUGUCUCGUGUCCUUUUUUACACUUGUGAUUUUAUAUGUUUACCCCCCUGUUCACUGUUUGUAUGGUCGAAAACAAGCACGAGAAGAACAAAUCUACCCUACUCUACUGUGGAAAGACGACAAAAAUCAAAAUCUCACCGGUGUGCUUCGCUUUCUGACUUAGACUGUAAUCGAACUCCCUCUGCUUAGUGAUCAUGGUCAGCAUGAACAUGAAGGAUAUCAAAUCCGAGCUAACCUUUUGGCAGAUACAUUUGGAGUGGCAGUAUGAUGAAUUUGUCGAUGUUGUAUAGGUACUAGCUUCGUCCUCGUCUUUGUCGGUUUUUUUAUCUAUCUAUCUAUCUAUCUAUCUAUAUAUAUCUAUCCUCCCCCUUGGCCUCCCUCCUACAACAUUCUGUGUUUGUUUGCAGUCGAUAUUUUUAAAUCUGCAGGUGUUAGCGUGAUUGAUUGAUUUCUAUCUCUGAUGUUUUUUGUUGUUGAUAUAUUUUUGUUCUCUAUCAGAUAUAUGAAUAUGAAUGAUGAGAUGAUUUUGUUUCC